Molecule: messenger RNA, 975 nt
Organism: Abrus precatorius (Indian licorice)
Lineage: Eukaryota; Viridiplantae; Streptophyta; Magnoliopsida; Fabales; Fabaceae
Exons: 2
Coding region: 1-966 (321 amino acids)
Source: RefSeq, a predicted model, not a curated record
AUGGAUGAAACAAGAAAGAAAAAACACGUUAGAGAACCACCUUCAGUUCCUUUCAUCUGGGAAGUAAAGCCAGGCAUUCCUAAGAAAGAUUGGAAGCCACAGAUAUCUUCAGUUGACCAGUUCCCUAAAACUCCACUCAAACAAAUAGCCUCAGUUCCCUUUGUUUGGGAAGAAAAACCUGGAAAACCCCUUCCUAAAUUCUCACAUGUAUCAGUAGAUCAUGUGCCUCCAAAACCACACAAAAUACUUAUUCAUGUAGCAUCAUCUUCAGGAUACUCUAUUGCAUGCAACUAUGGCCAUGAUGAUGACAAACAUAAAGAAAGCAGCAUUGAGAAUGUUCACCAGGGUGGAAGCUACAAUAAUGACAGUGAAAGCAUAACUAGCUUGGACUUUGAAGCAUUUAGUUUUGAUGCUGACGAAUCAUUCAGCUCAGUUCCCUCAUUACUUGCAAAUUGUCUUGUGUCAUCAACAAAAAUUGCAACAGCUAUUCCACUGCAGAAAAAUUCAUUGUGUAAACGUAACAGUGACCAUCUCGAAACUCCAUCUUCCCCAGCUUCCUCAGAGACAGAUAGUAGCACAAGUAGUUAUGCAACUGGCAGGUCAAGUCCAAUUGGUGCCACUUUCCUUGAAUGCCUCUUUCCUUUGUAUCCACCUAAGUCUGGCUUCCUUGAAAGGGAUGAGCACUUAGAACAGGUGUCUUCAAGUCUGGCUUCCUCGAAAGAUUUUGAUCAUGAAGAUUGUGUCAGUGACAUGGUUAGGAGGCCACCAACACUUGGAGAGCUAAUUAUGAUGAGUAGAAGAAGCUACGGAAGAAAAGCAGUUCAAAUGAAAAAAUGGGAUCCACCAAAGAAAAUCACAAGAAAGCAAGCUUUUGGAUGCUUCUCCAGUGUAACCAGCAGCCAUAUGAUUGAAGCAUUGCUGAAGAGAAAGUACUUCCCUAGACUGAAAAUGGCCUGGUCAGAGUAAUGAUGUAGU